Molecule: messenger RNA, 970 nt
Organism: Dermacentor andersoni
Lineage: Eukaryota; Metazoa; Arthropoda; Arachnida; Ixodida; Ixodidae
Source: RefSeq, a predicted model, not a curated record
UCUAGAUUCAAUCAAAAGUAUGCUUCUGUCAUGAAGAUAUUGAAAAAAAAAAGUCAGAUUUGUGGGUAUCUAACAGUGAUGCUAAUUAACUUUCACUGCAACAAGACAUAUAUGUCUACCUGGAAGAAUACUGGCCUCAUAUAUGACCAUCGCUUACAGCCAUCUUGCAAACAUUGAUGGAACUAAACACAGUACAAGUUUUGUAUAUGCAUCUUGGAUGUUCUUUUUUUUAACUGGUCUAUUCUAUUUUUUAUUUUCGAUCAUGUUUCUCUAUAAUUGCACCACUGUCUGUCUCAAAAAACAAGUGUUAGCUUGACCGUUGUGUGCACCUUUCCCACUUUUCCUUAUCAUGUUUCAAAAGCCACAAGGUAAAAACUACAACCAACGUGGAAACGGCGAGGUGGCAUCAACCCUUACAUAUUGUUUACUGCUUUUGCAGAUUGGUUUCAUAGACGUUUUUGUGUCACGCUGCACUUUGGCAUCAGCGUAUGUAGGUGGCGAAGCCCGCCUGCAAGUGAACUGCCAUGGAUUGCCUUUUACGAGGCUCUGGGACCAACAGACGGGCCCGGCGCACGCUGAAUCUUGCUUCUUCAAACUUCACAAAUGGCAACUGUGCAUCCUGGAAAACGCUGGGGGUAUCUUUCAGCUACAAAAGCCUCGAAGUGGCACUACGACGACGGGGCAUGGAACCGGCAACAUGGCAUCAACCCUGACAUAUUGCUUACUGCUUUCGCAGGCCCUGGCUGUCUUUCUUCAAGUCCGGCCACCACUGGGUUGCACUGAAGGGCAACUAAUUUCUACAGUUGCCUAUCACCCAGAAAUCAAGUCAUCAGCACGAGCAGACUUCUACCUCCUCAUCGAGAUUGCCGAGCCUUUCCUCGCCGCUUCGUGUCCACCUUCAGCUUUGGCCACUGCUUCGGUGACGUCACAUCACGUGGUCAUUCCGGCGGCUAUAAGAAGAGGCCCCUGA